AUGUACGCCAAGUUGAUCAUCGCUCUUUGCGCUUUGGGUGUUGCCCAUGGUAGUGGCCUUCUGGCGUCUGCGCCUAUAGCGUACAGCAGCCAGGUGCUCGCCGCUCCAGCGGUCAUCUCCAAGACCGUCUCUCCUGCUAUCUCCUCUGUAUCUUCUUACUCCACCCAAACCGCUCACUCUGGACCCGUCACCACCUACGCUGCCGCCCCAGCCAUCGCCAGCUAUGCUGCCCCAGCUGUCGCUAGCUAUGCUGCCCCAGCCAUCGCUAGCUAUGCUGCCCCAGCCAUCGCCAGCUACGCCGCCCCCGCCGUCGUGAGCAAGACCGUUGUACCUGCCAGCUCAUCCGUCUCAUCUUACUCCAGCAGCGUGUCUCAUGGAUCUCCCGUCGCUACUUAUGCUGCUGCCCCAGCAGUCGUAGCCGCCGCCCCAGCUGUAUCCGUAGCCGCCCCAGCCGUAGCAGUAUCCCGCACUAUCUCCCCCGCCGUGACUUCUUACUCUUCUUACUCGAGCCAGGUCGCUCACGGAGCUAAAACUAUUGCUGCCCCAGCCGUAGCCACUUACGCCGCUGCCCCCGCAGUCGCCUCGUACGCUGCCCCAGCAAUCACCUCUUAUGCCGCUCCCGCGUACGCCUCUUACGCUGCCCCAGCGUUCGCCUCUUACGCCAAAUCUUACGGUAUUCCCGCGGUCACUUCUUACUCUAAGAUCUACUCCGCUCCAGCCAUUUCUUCAUACUCUGGAUUGUACUCCGCUCCUGCCUACUCUUCAUAUGCCGCGCCCGCCUACACCAGCUACGCCGCAGCCGCCCCCAUCCUCAAGUCAGCUGUAUCCUACUCUGCUGCCCCCGCUCUUGCGUACAACACUCACGCCUGG
This is a messenger RNA of Brenthis ino (lesser marbled fritillary), 870 nucleotides long. The record is from the annotation of a GenBank genome assembly. Lineage: Eukaryota; Metazoa; Arthropoda; Insecta; Lepidoptera; Nymphalidae.